UUUGAACUUCCCAGAGCCUUCGCCCUUCUCCCAAUGGGUACCCCAAGCGUAAUGGCACUGAGACCCAUCUGACUCCGGAUCCAGGUACCACAGGAGGGACCCACAACCUUGUUUAAUACCCGCGGGGAGUCGCCUGAGGAUAUUUGUGCCUAAAAGAGAAGAGCAAGCUGGAGUGUUCAGGAGGGAAUAAUAUUGAAUAGUUAUUACAGAAUGUUAAUUUUCUCUGAGGACUAGAGUGCAUUCAUCCAGGUUUCAAGUAUUCAAGAAACGAUUGUACAAGCAAAGCGCCGUUGGGCACCAAGGACCAAAGUUGGAGAGCAACAUUUUGAGAAUCUCAGCCAUAGGCCAACCAGGACGGAUCUAGAUGAAAGUAAUAAGCCCCACAAUGUACAUGUAAGAGGCUACACAAGAAAAGAUUGUUUUCCGAUCACUGAAACAUACUUUGCAAUGGCAGAGUGAGGGGCAGUCCCGGAGGAAGAAGUACCUCGAAAGAAGAACACAGACAGGAAUUGCUGCGCCCUGCAGGGCUCACUCUGACCAUCGGUGUGCACUUGUGUAUUGCCACCCCAUCAGCUCCAGCGGAGGGUCAGCCAGAACAGACAUCUACCACCUGAUGUGGUUCCUGGAGCGGCUCCGUUUGGAUCCCGAGCGCCUCCUGCGGGGCGGAAACGGGCUUUUCCAAGGUCGGGGCAGCAGAACCACGGCGGUCACACCCGCCACUUGCACAAACGUGCUCACCCCGGACCGCAUCCCGGAGUUCUGCAUUCCCCCACGACUCGCGCCCUGCUCGGCCCCGGCUGCACUCCCGGACUCUUGGGGCGAAGAAGCAGGGACCGACCACGGCGCCGGGAGCACCGACUGGGACCCGCGCUCGCAGGCCGCGCUCUCGCUGCCGCACCUGCCCCGCGCGCGCACCGCCUACGGCUUCUGCGCGCUGCUCGAGAGCCCGCACACCCGCCGCAAGGAGUCGCUCUUCCUCGGCAGCCCCGGCGCCGCCGCCCUCCUGCGCGCGCCCGCCGCCCCGGCCGCGCCGCGCCCCCGCGCCCACACCUACAGCGGCGGCGACGCCCCGGGCCGGCCCCCGAGCGGGGCCCCCGCCGCCCCCGCCGGCGGCCCCCGCCCGCUCCGGGACCCGCUCGCGCCUGCGCCCCGCGGCCGCCGCCUCCUGCGCGCCCCCGAGGGGCUGCUGAGCCGCGCGCGGCGGGCCCGGAGGAGCCUCGGCCUGGCUCGCGCGCGCUCCGUCUCCAGCGGAGACGAGGACGGCGCCCCCGGCCCCUCCGCGUGCCCGCCGCCGGCCCCCGCCGCGCUGCCCGAGCUCCUGGAGGCCGAGGGCACCGUGCCUCUGGGCCGCGCCGGGGGAGCCCUGCGCCUGGCCCUGCAGUACAGUCCGGCCGGCGGCCGCCUGCGCGUCCGGCUGCUCGGCGCGGAGGGCCCGGCCGGAGGCAGCGCCGAGCCCCGCGCCGCCGGCUGCCGCGUCAGCUUCGUCCUGCAGCCGCCGGGCAAGACGCGCCGGCAGCGCGGCGCCGUGGUCCUGCGGAGCCGCAAGGCCGUCCUGGACCAGGACUUGUGCUUGGACGGGCUCUCGGAGGACGAAGUGCGCCGCCUGGCCGUGCGCGUCAAAGCGGAGCACGCGGGCCGCGGCCUGGAGCGGGGCGAGCUGCACUUGGGCUCCCUCCUGCUCCCCUGAGGACCCGGGUGCUGCCCUCGGGGCGCUCCCGUCGGGGCGCGUUCUGCCCGCUGGCCACUCGCCCAACUACAGCUGCUAUGUACAAAAUAAACGUGUAUUUAUUCUUCUUUUUGGCCUCUCUUUCAGUUCGUUAGCAGAGAUCGUCCUGAAUUAAUAUCACAGUAAACGAUGUAAUAUUUUGUGUGGAUUCUUUUAACUUUCCCCCCCAACAAAUGGCAUGGUGUUCUGCAGUAGUGUUUCCUGUAUAGUAGCCCAUUACAUUUCAUAUGUUCCCCCGAAGUUCCUAUUGGGCAAUAAGGACUCACAGAAGCGUAA
Talpa occidentalis (Iberian mole) is the source of this 2002-nucleotide messenger RNA. RefSeq names its product C2 calcium-dependent domain-containing protein 4A-like. Lineage: Eukaryota; Metazoa; Chordata; Mammalia; Eulipotyphla; Talpidae. The record is from RefSeq and is a predicted model, not a curated record.